Apis cerana (Asiatic honeybee) is the source of this 3914-nucleotide messenger RNA. RefSeq names its product heat shock protein 90 (gene Hsp90). Gene Ontology annotation, biological process: protein folding. Gene Ontology annotation, molecular function: ATP binding; ATP hydrolysis activity; ATP-dependent protein folding chaperone. The record is from RefSeq and is a predicted model, not a curated record. NCBI's taxonomy places the organism in Eukaryota, Metazoa, Arthropoda, Insecta, Hymenoptera, Apidae.
AUCAUUGAUCGUGCCUAGUUGCCUGAUAUUCACUUUCUUGAAUUAUGUAAAAAUAGAUAAUUAUUUCAACAAAAUAUAUUAUAAAGAUUUUUAAUGCAAAUAAUAAUUUAUAUUUAUUUUAAAACAUAUUAUAACAUAUUGUCGUCUUUGUUCUUAAACAAAAUUAUUAAUGAAUCAUUUUGAAUAUUCGAGAAUAAAUCGUUUAAUAAAAUAUUACAAAAUAUUAAAAUAUUAAAAUAUUAUACAAUUAUAAAAACAUUAUUAAUAUUUUUUUUUUAAAUAAAAGUAACUAAUUUUUUUUAUAUUAUUAUAUAAAAUAAAAUAAGACUAUAAUUCAUAAUACAUUUAUAAAAAUGUUAUUAAUAAAGAACAUGAGAUAACUAUUUGUUUAUAGAAAAUGUUUAAUAUAUAAUAAAAAUUCAGAAAAUGACAUAAAAAAGUAAUUAAUAUUAAUUUUAUAAAAUAAUUACUAUAAAACAACUAAAUAAUAUUCAUAUAUAAUUUCAUUUUAAUUUCAUCUUUUUAAUGUAUAUAUCAAAUCUAUUUUUGCACUAUGCAAGUGUAUCUUAACAUGUGUUUAAUGAAAAAUAUAAUUCAGAAUCCUAAAAAUAAUUAUUUAUUAAAUGUAAUAAAAAAUACUGUAAACAUAAAAAAAUAAUCUAUAUACAUGACAUUAAUUAUUAUUACACUUAAAUUUCAUAUAUAUAUAUAUUGAAUAUACAUAUAUAUAUAUUCAAAUGUUAGUCUCAUUUUUCAUAUUUAUCACAUAAUCAUCUUUUCUCAAUUCUUAGCUUGGAGGUAUCGCGAUGUUUCUAGACAUGUGUAGCCAUGUCGUCAUUUCCGGUCACUACGUAAAUACACUCAAAAGACAUUACUGUUAUUAUAUUUUAUACAUAAAUUAUUAUUAAUACAAUAUAUUGAAUAUAUUUUAAAUUCAUUUUAUGAAUUUUGAAAACAUUUUUUUUUAAAUGUUAUGCUAAGAAUUAUUAAUAAAUAUUGAUUAUAACAACAUUUUUGAUAGAAUGUUCUAGAAAUCGGGCGUGCUUCCGGCAGGUGCCUUCUAGAAUUUUCAAAGCUCGAUAAAAGCGGCCCCUGCGCGCCAGUAUUCAAUACUCUGAAAAGUGACGGCGCGAGAGACUGAUCUCUGAGAGUGACGCGAAGCUACAUUUCCUCUGCGGUUGUACGUGCGAUUAUACGUGCGAUACAUUCUCAACGUUUGUGUGAAGAAAUUUAUUUUAAAUAAAUAAACUUCUGUGUUUUAUUAUCUGAUUAAUUAAAUACAUUGUGAAAAGAUGCCGGAGGACGUCACCAUGGCUAAUGCCGGAGAGGUUGAAACUUUCGCUUUCCAAGCUGAAAUUGCACAAUUGAUGAGUUUAAUUAUUAAUACAUUUUAUUCCAAUAAAGAAAUCUUUAUUCGAGAAUUGAUUUCGAAUGCAUCUGAUGCAUUAGACAAAAUUCGCUAUGAAUCUCUCACGGAUCCAUCUAAAUUGGAUACGUGUAAGGAAUUAUUUAUUAAAAUUGUUCCUAAUAAAAAUGAUCGUACUUUAACCAUACUCGAUUCUGGUAUUGGUAUGACAAAAGCUGAUCUUGUGAACAAUUUGGGUACCAUUGCUAAAUCUGGUACAAAAGCAUUUAUGGAAGCUCUUCAAGCUGGUGCAGAUAUUUCUAUGAUAGGUCAGUUUGGUGUAGGUUUUUAUUCUGCUUAUCUUGUAGCAGAUAAAGUUGUUGUAAUUUCGAAACACAAUGAUGAUGAACAAUAUGUAUGGGAAUCUUCUGCUGGUGGUUCUUUCACUGUCCGUCCUGACAAUGGAGAACCAAUUGGAAGAGGUACCAAAAUUAUUUUACACAUUAAAGAAGAUCAAACUGAAUAUUUGGAAGAAUCUAAAAUCAAAGAAAUUGUCAAAAAGCAUUCUCAAUUUAUUGGUUAUCCAAUUAAACUUGUUGUUGAGAAGGAAAGAGACAAAGAAUUAAGUGAAGAUGAAGAAGAGGAAGAAGAACCUGCAAAGGAAGAAGGUGAAGAUACAGGUAAACCUAAAAUUGAAGAAGUUGGAGAAGAUGAAGAUGAAGACAAACCUAAAGAUGAGAAGAAGAAAAAGAAGAAAACUAUUAAAGAAAAAUAUACUGAGGAUGAGGAGCUAAAUAAGACAAAGCCAAUCUGGACAAGAAAUCCAGAUGAUAUUUCUCAAGAAGAAUAUGGUGAAUUUUAUAAGAGUUUAACAAAUGAUUGGGAAGAUCAUUUAGCUGUCAAACAUUUCUCAGUUGAAGGUCAAUUGGAAUUCCGUGCAUUGCUUUUCAUUCCGCGACGUGCACCUUUUGAUCUUUUUGAAAAUAAGAAAAGAAAGAAUAACAUCAAAUUAUAUGUACGUAGAGUCUUCAUUAUGGAUAAUUGUGAAGAUCUUAUUCCAGAAUAUCUUAAUUUCAUUAAGGGUGUAGUUGAUAGUGAAGAUCUUCCAUUGAAUAUUUCUCGUGAAAUGUUACAACAAAAUAAAAUCCUUAAAGUCAUCAGAAAGAAUCUUGUCAAGAAAUGCUUAGAAUUAUUUGAAGAAUUAUCCGAAGAUAAGGAAAGCUAUAAAAAAUGCUAUGAACAAUUUAGUAAGAAUAUAAAAUUAGGUAUUCAUGAAGACAGUCAAAAUAGGAAGAAACUGUCAGAAUUACUUAGAUAUCAUACAUCUGCAUCUGGAGAUGAAAUGUGUUCAUUAAAGGAUUAUGUUGGAAGAAUGAAAGAAAAUCAAAAACACAUUUACUAUAUUACUGGUGAAAGCAGAGAACAAGUAGCCAAUAGUUCAUUUGUAGAAAGGGUUAAGAAGCGUGGCUUUGAAGUAGUAUACAUGACGGAACCCAUUGAUGAAUAUGUUGUACAACAAUUGAAGGAGUUUGAUGGCAAACAGUUGGUCUCUGUAACAAAAGAGGGUUUGGAACUUCCAGAAGAUGAAGAAGAAAAGAAAAAACGUGAGGAAGACAAAGCCAAGUUCGAGAAUCUCUGUAAAGUUAUGAAAGAUAUUUUGGACAAAAAAGUAGAAAAAGUUGUAGUAUCCAACAGGUUAGUUGAUUCUCCGUGCUGUAUUGUUACAUCACAAUAUGGGUGGACUGCAAAUAUGGAAAGAAUUAUGAAAGCUCAAGCUCUUCGAGAUGCAUCCACUAUGGGAUAUAUGGCUGCCAAGAAGCAUUUAGAAAUCAAUCCAGAUCAUCCAAUUAUGGAAAAUUUGAGGCAAAAAGCUGAAGCUGACAAACAUGAUAAGUCUGUGAAAGAUUUAGUCAUGCUUCUUUUUGAGACAGCUUUGUUGUCUUCUGGCUUUGCCCUUGAAGAUCCACAAGUACAUGCUUCCAGAAUAUAUAGAAUGAUUAAACUUGGUCUUGGUUUUGAUGAUGAUGACACACCAAAUGUAGAGGAUGAAAAAAUGGAUACAGAAGUUCCUCCACUAGAAGAUGACACAGAAGAAGCAUCUAGGAUGGAAGAAGUAGAUUAAGACUUCUACUGUUUAAAAUUAUUUAAUUAAAUCCAAAGACUUCUAGGAUGUAGAAAGACUGUUACAAAUUAAUUCUACUUAAGUACUGAACUUUUGUUUUUGUCUUUCUAUAUGUGACAGAAUGAAGUGCCAUGCUUCUCUUAAGUAUUGCAUAUUGCUAAUUCUGUAUUUAUUUGAUAAAUAUGAGAUGAAGUAUAGAUGUUUUGUGCAUUCCUUAAGUAGUGCUAUAUCUUUAAAUCAAGCCUGCCACUUGAUUCUGUCUCUAAAUUCUUUUUUAUGACAUCAUUUUCAUGUGUCUGCAUUGUCAUUUUAGUUUUUUUGCACUUGUACAUCAUUACGAUUUCAUUUCGCAUUUUCAUCAUUCCAUUUUGAAAUCGUCAUGUAGUCCGAUAAAAAAUUAAAAUCGUUAUAAACAGUUUUGUGCGUAAUAAAACCUUACACAUAAAA